Molecule: messenger RNA, 2208 nt
Organism: Larimichthys crocea (large yellow croaker)
Lineage: Eukaryota; Metazoa; Chordata; Actinopteri; Sciaenidae
Gene: degs2
Product: delta(4)-desaturase, sphingolipid 2
Exons: 3
Coding region: 74-1042 (322 amino acids)
Biological process (GO): sphinganine metabolic process; ceramide biosynthetic process
Cellular component (GO): membrane
Molecular function (GO): sphingolipid delta-4 desaturase activity
Source: RefSeq, a predicted model, not a curated record
GUGGGUGUGCCCAGAUACUGUGUUUGAUGACACACAUAACGCCACACUUGCCACAGUCACAGAGAGGAUAGUCAUGGGGAAGACAGGUGGAAGAGACGACUUUGAAUGGGUGUACAAUGACCAGCCGCACACUUCAAGAAGAAAAGAGAUUCUGGCCAAAUACCCAGAAAUCAAGUCUUUAAUGGGCCCAGACCCCCAGCUGAAGUGGGUGGUAUCGGGCAUGGUCCUAACCCAGCUACUGGCGUGCUACCUGGUCCAGGACCUCCCCUGGAAGUGGAUCAUCUUCUGGGCUUACGCCUUUGGAGGCUGCAUCAACCACUCCCUGACUCUAGCUAUCCACGAUAUCUCUCACAAUGUGGCCUUUGGCAACAAGCUGGCCAAGUGGAACCGCUGGUUUGCCAUGUGGGCCAACCUGCCCAUCGGGUUGCCUUACUCUGCCUCCUUCAAGAAGUACCACGUCGACCACCAUCGAUAUCUGGGUGGAGACAAGCUGGAUGUUGAUAUCCCUACAGACGCUGAGGGAUGGUUCUUUUGCACCCCAGCCAGGAAGAUCCUCUGGCUCUUCCUCCAGCCCUUCUUCUAUGCCUUUCGUCCAUUGGUGGUCAAUCCUAAGCCAGUGGGUAAACUGGAGAUCCAGAAUGCAGUUGUUCAGUUCACAGUAGACUUUAUUAUCUACUAUCUAUGGGGGGUGAAGCCCAUUGUUUACCUUAUUGCAGGUUCUGUCCUGUGUUUGGGACUGCAUCCUAUCUCUGGACAUUUCAUAGCUGAGCAUUACAUGUUCUUGAAGGGACACGAGACAUAUUCUUACUAUGGACCACUGAAUUUGAUCACCUUUAAUGUUGGGUACCACAUGGAGCACCAUGACUUCCCGAGCAUACCUGGCAGUAAACUACCUCAGGUCAAGCAAAUUGCAGCAGAAUAUUACGACUCCUUGCCUCAACACACUUCCUGGACCCGGGUAUUAUGGGACUUUGUGUUUGACGACAGCAUCGGCCCAUAUGCAAGAAUCAAACGGCAGUACAAGCUAAACAAGCAGGGAUAGAUCUAUGACUUAAAUGUGAAUUUCAGUUGUUCUCUGUAAAUCUAUGGCCCACUACAAAAUAUAAUUAUAUUCAGCAGUUUAAAUGUUGUUUUUUAUGUAGUGUGUGGUCGCCACUGUAAGUACAAUCAUCUCAAAUCAGUCAGGAAAUGGAAAGAAAAUUCAGAUUCAGCUAGAUGGCCUGUCAUCGUGACACACUGAUGACAUUGGAUGAUGACCCUUAUCUGCAGUUGUAUAAAUUCCAAAAGAAAUAUGUAAAGAUAAUGGUCGCCCACAUCCUCACAAGGCUUUACAGAGAUGUCACGAGCUCUGUGGUCUCCGUUUCCUGUCUGUAAUAAUCAUCAUGUCAGGCUCACAAGGCUCAAACAGGUUACCUAAUAUAAUUUCACAUCAUCAUGCAGAACAGUGCUGAGAUGGAAAAUGAGCAUUGAAACUUACCUUUCAGUAAGAAGAGCCUUUUCUUCAGUGACGCCCCAUUCUGCCUGUUUGCAGCUCCGUCAUGCUGUAAACUGUUUGAUUACAUCUACAAGGAGUGGACAAAAUAACAGAUACUGUUUUGUUUGUUUUAAUUUGUUAUAAUGUUUGGAGUUUUGUUGCUGAACAAACUGACUAUCACUAUUAAGUCUCUUUCAGUCAGUUUUUUAGAGGGUCUUCUUGUGAACACUGGUCCUCCAUGCUCACAAAGUUUUCCUAAAUGUGGCCUCAUAAGUUUAGAUAUAUAAUGUAUAUAUGUAUUUUUUUAGCAAUCAUGACUGAUUCACCUGUGUGCCAAUUUCAAAGGCACAAAGUGAGACAUAAGAGUUUUUUACAUUGUGAGUACCCAAGGCAAGACACGAAAUACUGUACAAAUAGAUUAAAUGCCUGAUUUUCUAGUGCGUCCAAUAAAAAAUAAAAUAAAAUGAUAUGCAGUGAAGUGAGGAGAAAACCUUGGAAAUUAUGUGGACAGAGGCCAAACAAAUGAAGCAGUGGUCACAAAAAGAGUCUUAAUAACCUAAACUACAGCAAAUCAACACUAAUCAUGUUAUUUUGUCCACACUGAAUGAAUUAAUCUGUGUGUUGUGAUUCAUAAGUAUGGUCUUUGUUGUGUCUAUUUAAAUGACAGCUGUGUAUGAAAACAGUAAAAUAUCUUUAUAAGAAGAAACUACUAUAAAGAAUCAGUGUUUGUUUGA